CAGAACUUGUAAAGCCCAGUCAGCAGCCUCAUACAAAAUACAAAUGGCGGCCGGUUGAUAAAAAAAAAAAAAAAACAACUGAUGACCAGAUAAAACGUUUGUCGCUGUCUCUACACAAUAUUAUAAGCGCAAUGACGACCUUGAAAUCACCUAAUCGUCAGUCAAGCUUCGAAUAUUUUUCUCCAUUUAAUGCUGUCCUCAGUUCUGUUGGGGCCCAACACGAGAAAGCCCUAAAGCAAGCUUUCUAUAACACGGUUGCUCUGGUUUUCGUCUCUCUCGUCGGUGCAGCUGCUGUUGCCGUUUAUUUUGUGAUGGAGCCAUUCCUGAGGCCGUUAUUAUGGGCUGGAUUGUGCGGCGCUUUUCUCCACCCCUUCAAGAGAACGCUUACUCGGAUAUUCCGGGGAUGGCUGAAGUCAAUGAGUUCUUCCAAUACGCCUCUAGUUGUCGGGGCGGCUGUUUUGCCAUUCCAACUCUUGAACAAUUGCUCGGAUGUCCUAGGGGGAUUCAUAGCGCGUAGAUUUAGACUGAUAGUAAUGGCGAUACUACUUUUGCCGAUUGUUUACGGGCUGUACGUGUUUCAGCCAUUCUUAGAGAUUCUGAGGUUUGUGCAAAAUAUUGGCCUUCUGAUGUAUAAUGUGAUGGAAUACUUCACCAAUCCAUUCAUGGUUUGGUCAAUUGUUAUUGGCUACACUGGGGCGUUAAUCUUCUGGUGGUCACCUUCCACAUCUAAGGUUCUGCAUAUCCUAUCAGUACCUGUUUGGUUGGCAUUUCUGAUCCACAUAGCUUCUAUUGCUGGGCCUUACAGGGUACCCCUAUUCCUUCUUGUAGCAGUGUUGUCAAUUGUAGGGCUCAUUGCAGAAGAAGUUAAACCCAAGGAUGAAGUUGACAACAAGACAAACAAUGACAACCCACAGACAAAGCGCCAUAGUAUCUUCCAAGGUCUGACAGUUGCAGCUGCAGCCUUAGCAUCCCCUCUAGAGGUUGACUCGGAUGACUCGACCUGCACUAAUGAGGAUUCACCCAAAGCAACACAGCACACUAGCGAAACACCCUUCCCAGCAACACCAAAGGAUAUCACUGAUGGCAAGGCAUACAGCAGGCUGCAGAGACUUCGACAACUGAAGCAAACAAGAGUUAAGAUCAAAAAGUCAUCCAAGUCUAAGCGAUCCAGCCGGCCAUACCUGAUUGCUGUUUUGUGGGGAAUUGUCAUUACAAGGCUAUGGAUCCAUGCCUGGAUUCUCCAGCUUCUACCCAUACCUAUCGCAAUAUACCUUAUCAAGCUGGUGGUAGUGUGGAGUGGUGCAUGGGCAUGUAUGUGUGAGUGGGCUGAGGGGUUGAUUGACAGGCUCAAGACUUGGGUUCUUGUAAGAAAGGAUGCCCUGGUCCCUCCGCCUUUGAGAGGGCUUGCUAAAAUGAUUAUAACAGGGGACCAAAAGGUCAAUUUGUUGAUGGAGAUGUCAAUUGAUAACUUGAUGAGUGUGUUCAUUGUUCUCUGCUUGAUUGUUGUCAGUAUUGUUGUCACUGUUUUAUUGGCUGUGCAGGUGCAUCACGAAAGUGUUUACUUGGUGACAGUGACUGGAAAUCUUGUGAAUGACUUUGUGAAGAACAACCCCCAACUUGUUGAAUGGAUCACAGAAAAUGCUGAGCUGAAAAAGACAUUUGAUGCAAAUCUCGAAAGAGCUUACAUGUAUGGUAGAAAGUGGAUAGCUUCAAAGGUGGAAAAAUUCCUGGGUGGGCAAAGUGGGAACUCGACUCAGCUGCAGCAGACAGUAUUGGAGCUGACAGACCGUUUCUACCAUGCUUGGAUCGGAGGGAAAAAUGACACAUUGAAUCACAAAAGUGUUAAUGGCAGUAGAGUUCCCAUGGUCCACUCUAAAGCCAACAUGACAUCAAGUAUAUCAUGGCUGGGAAUGAUGAACUGGUUUCGUCGGGAAGGCAUCAAUUUUGAUUUUACUGCCCUGUUUUCAGUUGUACGAGAAAAUCUAGGAAUUCUUAUGUCUUUGCUGGAAUCAGUAUGGAUGAUAGUCAAGGGAAAUGUCAGCAUGGUCAUCAAUCUGGUAACAAUGGUAUUAUCCUUGGUUUUCUUCAGUGGCACUUAUGUACUCAAUGCUGGAUUAUCAAUGGUUGUGUUCAUGACGGCACUGUUCUACCUACUCAGCACUUCUGGCGACCAAUAUAGACCGGUUGAGUGGUUUGGACAAAUGUCAGCAUCGGGUACAGCAGGGUUUGGUGAAUCUCUAUACAAGGCCAUCAGGGAUGUGUUUGGUGCUGCGUUGAAGAUGGCAACAUUCUAUGGGCUGUACACUGUACUUACGCAUACCAUAUUUGGUGUCAAUAUAGUGUUCAUCCCUUCAGCUAUAGCUGCUGUCACCUCUGUUGUUCCCUUUGUGGGGACUUACUGGGCCGCCGUACCUGCAGUAUUGGAGUUGUGGUUGGUCCAUGAAGAUAGUGUGCGGGCAAUUAUUCUGGCAGUCUGUCAUGUUCUACCCACCUAUGUUGUAGACACUGCUAUAUACAGUGAAAUCUCAGGGGGCGGCCACCCCUACUUGACUGGUCUCGCAGUGGCUGGAGGAAUAUAUUGCGUUGGCUUGGAAGGUGCCAUUAUCGGUCCCAUAGUGCUUUGCUGUCUCAUUGUGGCAUGCAACGUGUACGGUAGCAUGAUACAGGAAGGAAGCCCUUCGGGUGAGCCCACACUGAUGUCAGCGGUGGAUGGGGCGCGCGUCCCGAACGGGAGGGGCCUGGAAACUGAGUACAAAAGGACCCCCCGCACUCCAUUUUUAGGGGCGCACCAGAGCCAAAGUUUUAACUUGUAGAUGAAUCGUACGACAGACGACAUUUUUGUAAUUGUACCUUAUUAUGAUUAUUAAAAAUAAUGUCACACAA
This is a messenger RNA of Nematostella vectensis (starlet sea anemone), 2883 nucleotides long. RefSeq names its product transmembrane protein 245. The coding region runs from base 132 to 2813 and encodes 893 amino acids. The transcript has 13 exons. NCBI's taxonomy places the organism in Eukaryota, Metazoa, Cnidaria, Anthozoa, Actiniaria, Edwardsiidae. The record is from RefSeq and is a predicted model, not a curated record.